AGAGAAACAAGAAAGCAACGGGACAGAAAGGGAAAUCAGACGCUGGUUGACAUGGUGAGGAGCAGAGAGUUUCUCUCCUGAUCCCUGUGCCUGUUUUUCCUUCCCGAAAAAUGGACUCGCUCGCUGGUUGCUGCGCGCUCUCUCUAUCCAUCAGCUUGUGGGUGUGCAUCACUGCCGCUCAUUCCCAUAAUUGCAACAAUCACCUUGUGUCUGGCUUGCCUCAGUCAGCAUUCUGUUCCUCCUCUGUGCUGUCUAGCAGUCACAGCCCUGGCUUCGCAAAGCUGAACAGAAGGGAUGGAGCGGGUGGAUGGUCCCCAAGAGAUUCUGACAAAUACCAAUGGUUACAGAUAGACCUUGGUGAGAGAACAGAAAUCACUGCUGUAGCAAGCCAGGGCCGGUAUGGGAGCUCGGAUUGGGUGACGAGUUACGUGCUAAUGUUCAGUGACACUGAGAGAAAUUGGAAGCAGUAUCGGCAAGAAGACAACACUUGGGCUUUUCCAGGAAACUCUAAUGCAGACAGUGUUGUGCACCACAAACUCCAGUAUUCCAUCAGAGCCAGAUUCCUUCGUUUUGCCCCUCUCAAGUGGAAUCCUACUGGUCGAAUAGGAAUGAGAGUUGAAGUUUAUGGCUGCUCCUACAAGUCAGACAUGGCUGAUUUUGAUGGCAGAAGCUCAUUGCUCUACAGAUUCAACCAAAAGAGUAUGAGCACUGUGAAGGACAUGAUCUCCCUGAAGUUCAAAACCUUACAAAGUGAUGGAGUGGUUCUGCAUGGAGAGGGACAGAGGGGAGAUUACAUCACACUGGAACUGAAGAAGGGCAAACUCUCACUGCAGAUCAAUCUAGGUGAUGCAAAACUGCGAUCUGUUGAUGGCCACACCUCAGUGAUACUGGGGAGUCUGCUAGAUGAUCAGCAUUGGCACUCCAUUACCAUCGAACGCUACAACAAGCAAGUGAAUUUCACAGUGGAUAAGCACACACAGCACUUUCGAACCAAAGGAGAGUUUGAUUAUCUGGAUAUUGAUUACGAGCUCAGCUUUGGAGGGAUCCCAGUUCCAGGCAAAUCAGUGACUUUCCUGAGGAAGAACUUUCAUGGCUGCAUUGAGAAUCUCUACUACAAUGGAGUGAAUAUUAUUGAUCUGGCAAAGAGACGCAAACCUCAGAUACACAUUGUGGGAAAUGUGACUUUUACCUGCUCAGAGCCCCGUAUUGUUCCAGUCACGUUCAUGACUUCCAGUAGUUACUUACUGCUGCCAGGGAAGCCUCAACUGGAUGGACUUUCUGUGAGCUUUCAAUUUCGUUCCUGGAACAAAGAUGGUCUGCUGCUGUACAAUGAAUUCCAUGAAGCAUCUGGGGUCCUACAGAUUUACCUGAACAAGGGGAAGCUCAAAAUAAAUGUUCAUAAGUUAUCGUGGAACCAAGCUGAUAUCACCACAGGUGACAAUCUAAAUGAUGGACUGUGGCAUUCUAUUAAUUUGAACGCCAGAAGGAAUCGUGUUAGCAUCAUUUUAGACAACAAUGCCGCCUCAACCUUUCAUUCAACCAUACAGAUGCAGAUUUACUCUGGAAGCAGAUAUUAUUUUGGAGGUUGUCCUGAAAAUGCAACUGUUGUGGAUUGUUCAAAUCCAUUUGGUACAUUUGAAGGCUGCAUGCGGCUUAUAUUGAUCGACAACCAGGCAGUGGAUCUCAUUCUGGUGCAACAAGGCUUACAGGGAAACUUCUCUGAUCUCCACAUAGACAUAUGCGAUAUUCAGGACAGGUGCUUACCAAAUUAUUGUGAGCAUGGUGGAGAAUGCUCCCAGUCCUGGAGUACAUUUUACUGUGACUGUGCGGGGACAGGCUAUACAGGAGAAACUUGCCACAGCUCUUUGUAUGAAAAGUCAUGUGAAGCAUACAGGCACAAAGGGCGGAUGUCUGAUUUCUUCUCCAUUGACCCAGAUGGCAGUGGCUCACUGGAGCCCCUCCUUGUGUACUGCAACAUGACAGAAGACAAGACUUGGACAGUGACGCAGCACAACAACACAGAGCUAACCAAGGUCCAAGGCUCCAGUUCUGGCAAGCCUCACCUUGUGCACUUGAGUUACACAGCCAACUCAGACCAACUGCAAGCAAUGAUUAACAACAUGGACUACUGUGAGCAGGAAGUGUCUUACCAUUGCAGAAAGUCACGCCUUUUAAACACACCUGGUGGCACACCAAUGACUUGGUGGAUCGGGAGGACCAAUGAGAAGCAAACUUACUGGGGUGGUUCAUCGCCAGGCAUUCAGAAAUGUGCCUGCGGAUUGGAGGAGAGCUGCUUGGAUACCAAGUACCACUGUAACUGUGAUGCUGACAGAGAUGAAUGGGCGAACGAUACAGGUCUUCUUUCAUACAAAGAUCACUUGCCUCUGACCCAGCUUGUAAUUGGAGACACCAACAGGACAGAUUCAGAGGCAGCUUACAGACUUGGACCACUCCGUUGCAAUGGAGACAUUAAUUUCUGGAAUGCAGCAUCGUUUAACACCAAGUCCUCCUAUCUCCAUUUUCCUACAUUCCGUGGGGAGCUAAGUGCAGACAUUUCAUUUUUCUUCAAAACAACUGUGUCUUCGGGAGUUUUCCUGGAGAACCUCGGCAUUAAAGACUUCAUAAGGAUUGAACUGAACUCUCCAGUGGAAGUCCUCUUCUCACUUGAUGUGGGGAACGGCCCUUUUGCAGUUGUAGUGGAGUCAGCCUCGCCACUGAAUGACAAUCAGUGGCAUUACGUCAAGGCAGAGCGGAAUAUCAAAGCAGCGUCACUCCGAGUGGAUCACCUGCCACAAGUAGCUCAAGAGGCCCCCACUGAUGGACACAUCCAUUUGCAGCUCAACAGCCAGCUGUUUGUAGGAGGCACAGCCUCAAGACAGAAAGGAUUCCUCGGAUGCAUUCGCGCUUUGCAAGUGAAUGGAGUGAACCUUGACCUUGAAGAACGUGCUAAGAUGACCCCUGGAGUUAAUCCAGGAUGUCCGGGGCACUGUACAAGCUAUGGCAACCUGUGCCACAAUGGAGGACAAUGUAUAGAGAAAUAUAACGGUUAUUCAUGCAACUGCACUCCCUCUGCUUAUGAUGGACCAUUCUGCAAAAAAGAAGUUUCUGCUAUUUUCGAGGUUGGAACAUCCCUCAUCUACAACUUCCAGGAGUCUUACGGGCUUGCAAAGAACCUCAGUGCGCAUUUGUCUGCCAUCUACAUGGACAGGACAAUUUCCACAGAGAACACAGCUUUCAGCUUCCGAACGACACAUGCACCCAGCAUCCUGCUGUACGUGGACAGCUACCAUGAGGAGUAUUUGGCUGUGAUACUGCUCCAAGAUGGAAACCUUCAAGUCAGGUACAGACUUGACAAGGAUAAAGAUCCUGAUAUCUUUAGCCUCGACAAUGGAAACCUAGCAGAUGGACAUCUCCACACUGUCAAAAUCGACCGAGAAGGACCAAGGGUCCAUGUUGAGGUUGACUAUUUCCAUGCCAGGAGCUACAAACUGUCAUCAGUUUCAGACACAGCAUUUAAUGGCCUCAAGUCUCUUGUCCUUGGCAAGAUAGUAGACACUGGCAAUCUUGACCAGGAGAUUGUGAAUGCGAACGUACAGGGUUUCGUUGGCUGCCUGUCUUCAGUUCAGUUUAACUGGAUCGCACCAUUGAAGGAGGGACUACGUCACUUUAGCUCUGCCCCAGUGACUGUGAAAGGAGACUUGAUUGAAUCUGACUGUCGUUCUUCAGUGAUGACUGAACCAGUAGCCAUGACUACAACACUAUCAUUCACAGAUGAUUCUAAACCCACUGAGGAGGAGCGGCCAUUACAAAAUGCAUUCAGAAGUGAUUCUGCAGUCAUCGGAGGUGUUAUAGCGAUUGUGAUAUUUGUCAUCCUCUGCAUUUUUGCUAUAACGGGACACUUGUUAUAUCGGAACAAAGGCAAUUAUCAAAAUAAUGAGCCCAAAAGAACGGAAUACGCUGAGAGCACCGAUACUGCGCUUAAGAACCAUGCCAAUUACCAGGAUUCUGUAUGUGAAAGCCGGAAGGAAUAUUUCAUCUGACAACGAUACAGGCCAUCUUCAUGGCUACGCUUACAACAACACUACAGCCUGGACUUGCUGCCUGUCCAAUGAGUUAGCUCCAGACUCUGCAGAUUAAAUGGCCAAAAGUUAGCACAAAAUACACGGCAUAUGACUAACGACUGGUUGAUACUUUUAUUUACCUGACAGAACAGGGAUAUAGCCUAUUAUUUCCUGCUAACUAAAUGCCAGCUCAGGGGAGCAGGAUGAAGAUUCCACAAAUUUAUGAUUAUACAGACAGCAGCUAUUAAAAAAUGUCUUGACUCUCCUCCUCAGAGUGAUGUAAAACAUUAAUAUUAACUUUUCAAUGUAACUAGAUAUUUGGUUUAUCUUCACAAGAUUUAUUUCUCUACCUUUUUUUUCUGGAGAGACCAUUUAAUUUAUUCAUUAUGCAGGUGAAGUGUUACUAAGGUUAUCAGUCUGGUUAAGUGUGGAUUUAUGAUGAGACUUACAUUCUUUCUAAAUAAUUUAUUUACUAUUGCUAAUUUGGUGGUCUAACAAAUUUAUCUAAGCACAUAUGGUCAUUAUUGCUCAUCUUAUACAGUGCUGUCUUUAAAAAAAAAGCUUCCAGCAUAUUCCCUUUGAAACUGCAAGUUUUUAUUACUUAAACUAAUAAAUCAUAAUUGACCACAUUGCAAUCGAUUAUGAUUAGAAGUUAAACUCACGUUGGUUAAUCUGAAAAGUAUUAGUUUGUUAAAUUCUUGCUGUGUCCCAGUAUGCUUGCCAACGUGAGGAGUCACCCUCCCACUGUCAAAUGGCACCAUUAUGUGAGCUGAUGAGUUCGUGUUGGGGUACACCUUCUGGCAGGCAGGAUUUAAUAUCACAGCAAGUAAUGGUUCAUUACCCUACAACCAUGGCCUACUUCAACCAAGUCUCUGAACAAUAUCCAAAUACAACUGCAGCAGAAACGACAACAAUGUCUCCCAAUAGUCGGCUUAUUUUUACAGCGAAUAGCUGCCUGAGAAAACUGGUGUGUGUAACAUUAGUUCCAGCCACCUUGUGAGGUGCUGAUUCCAGGUGUGACUGAUGGAAGAAUUAUCCAGUCCUUCCCCUUCUGGUAUAAUGUGAUCACUAUGUUGCUGGGACUACAGGGUUUGACCUAAAAGGAGAGGCUGAAUAGGCUGGGGCUAUUUUCCCUGGCACAUCAGAGGCUGAGGGCUGACCUUAUAAAGGUUUAUAAAAUCAUGAGGGCCAUGGAUAGGGUGAAUAGCUGAGGUCUUUUUCUCACAGUAAGGGAGUCCAAAAGGACACAGAUUUAAGGUGAGAGGGGAAAUAUUUAAAAAAGGACCUUAGGGGUAACUUUUUCAUGCAGAGGGUGAUGAACGUAUGGAACGAGCUGCCAGAGGAAGUGGUAGAGGCUGAUACAAUUACAACAUCUGGAUGUGUAUAUGAAUAUAUAAUAGGGCAGGAUUGACUGCCACGAGGGGUCAUAGUUUUAAGGUGUUAGGAGGAAGGUAUAGAGGAGACGUCAGAGGGAGGUUCUUCACCCAGAGAGUUGUCAGCACAUGGAAUAGUUUGCCAGUGGUAGUCGUGGAAGCAGAGUCAUUAGUGACAUUUAAGCGACUGUUGGACAUGCACAUGGACAGCAGUGAAUUGAGGGGAAUGUAGGUUAGGUUAUUUUAUUUUUGGAUUAGGAUUAUUCCACGGCACAACAUCGUGGGCCGAAUGACCUGUACUGUGCUGUACUUUUCUAUGUUCUAUGUUCUUAUAGGAAGAGUUCAGAGGGAUAUGAGCCAAAAGUUGACAAAUGGUUCUAGGUCAGAUUGAGAUGUCUGGUUGGCAGGAACAAGUACGACUGAAGGUUCUGUUUCUGUGAUGUAUAACACUUAACUCAAUGUGCAAAGUACCUUCUCUAGACCCAGGUAAGUGAGGUGUAUUUCAUUGGAGAGUAACUGAUUGUUCACUUUUUCUCAAUCAAAUGGAACCUCCAGGUAUAUGGACUUUCUGAUGGUUUGUUUGAGACAUUUAGAGAUGUUAAUAGGUUUGAGUUAGGUGGAUCAACUGAGGGUUCAUUGAAAAGGAUCAUUAUCUAUUACUCCCCAGAAUUUGAACUCAACUCACAGGUGAAUUUUGAAGAAAAAAUGGAUUGCGUUUUGACAAAUGGGAAUAUGAGAACUCAGAAUGAUGGGAUCCUCUUAAAUGGCCCUGUGGGAGGAAAUCACUAGAAUAUUAAAACAUUCAGUUUCAAACCUUUCAAGGGACAGCUAAAAAUGCAUAUGUGUGUAUUUGUUUAUUGCGGUUAAACUAUGCAUUUGAUGUUAUAGCGAUUCUAUGCCAUGAGCUACAGAGACCCAUGUUCCACGAAGACAUAUAUUGUUUUUGGGAAAGUUCAUAUCAUUUAUUGAGUACUGUGAGGCGGGAAUGUGUAAGUCAAAGAAAAGCAACAGUUAGGUGGAAACACUGAGCUGGCUUAAAAUGAAAGAGAUUGAGGGUGGCAUGGCGGCUCAGUUUUUAGCACUGCUGCCUCGCAGUAUCAGGGAUCUGGGUUUGAUCCUACCCUUAGGCCGUGAGGAGUCUGCACGUUCUAUCUGUGCCUGAUGGGGUUUCCUCUGGAUGAUCCAAUUUCCUCCCAUAGCCUAAAGAUGUGCGGCCUAGGUGGAUUAGCCAUGCUAAAUUGCCCGUAGUGUCCGGGGAUGUGCAGGCUUGGUGGGUUAGCCAUGGGGAGUGCGGAGUUAAAGGGAUAGGGCUGGAUGGAAUGCUCUUUGGAAGCUCAGUGUGGACUUAAUGGGCUGAAUGGCCAGCUUCUACACAGCAGGGAUUGUAUCAUUCUAACUGGAGGCAAUGGAAAUCAGAUGGGUUAGAGAUGAGAAAGAUCAUAUGUAGGUAGAAAGCAGACUCGUAAAACAGUGGAUUUUCUCAAUUGUUUCAGGUAGGUGACCAUUAAAGAGUAUUUCACCUUUACAAUCUUUCAGCAUGGGCUCAGCAGAGAAGCAGGAAGAUGCCAUCCAUCUGCUCUAAUGUUGCUGUUCUGUUCAUUUACAUCAUGCCUGUUGUCCAUUUCUUUACACCUUGGUUCCAUAUCUCAGAAUGUUCUCACCUGACAAAAUCUCGUUUACCUGAGUUUUAAUCACCACAAAUCAUCCUCGGAGGGAAACAUUAGGAAACCCACAGUCAACAGAGUGUAACAGCAACAUCAGCCAUUUGUAUUCCUCCAAUGCCUUUAAUGUAGUACAAUGCUCCAAGCCACUUUGCGGUAGCAUUUGACAAACAAAAUUUGGCAUCCUGUGAUAUAGCAAGAUAUUGGGGCACAUUUUAAAAUUGUCAUUUGCUCUGCACCUCCCUAUCUUCCUUUCCAGAGAUUCGGCCCUUGGCUGCUGAAAAUUUCUUGAACUCUCUCACAGGAUGCGGUCAUUGCUGACAAAACUAAUAUUUAUUGUUCACACCUAAGGUUGUGGCAGGUUGGCUGCUUAAACUGGUAACGGGCUGCAUGGUGAUUAAAUUCCCAUAGUGCCUGCAGGAAGUCAUUGACUUUUGACUCAACAACAAUGAAGAAACACAAAGCGGAUAUAAUGCAUGCCAGAUCAAGGAUGAUAUGCAUCUUGGAAAAUAUGGAGCCGAAGUGAUGGUGUCCCCACACAAUUUGCUGCUUUUUAUCCUCGAGGAAGAAGGAGUUGUGGCUUUGGCAGGAGCUGUUGAGGUAUCAUUGUGAGUUGCUGAGUUGGAAGUGAUACACACUGCUGCCACAGUGGGCUGAUGGAGGGAGUAGUGGUUUAAGAGUGGUAUGUGGGUUUUAUCAGAUUUGCACUGGAUGAUGUUGAGCUUUUUGAGGUACAUCCAGCCCUGUAAAUGUGCAUUCAUAGAACAUAGAACAUUACAGCAUAGUACAGGCCCUUCGGCCCUCGAUGUUGUGCCGACCUGUCAUACCGAUCUGAAGCCCAUCUAACCUACACUAUUCCAUGUAUGUCCAUAUGCUUGUCCAAUGACGACUUAAAUGUACUUAAAGUUGGUGAAUCUACUACCAUUGCAGGCAAAGUGUUUCAUUCCCUUACUACUCUCUGAGUAAAGAAACUACCUUUGACAUCUGUCCUAUAUCUUUCACCCCUCAAUUUAAAGCUAUGCCCCCUUGUGCUCGCCGUCACCAUCCUAGGAAAAAGGCUCUCCCUAUCCACCCUAUCUAACCCUCUGAUUAUCUUAUAUGUCUCAUCCAGGUGGUGCAUCACUCACAAUGGAAUGUGUAACUUCUGGCCUGCUCAUGUACUCACACUGCUUUUAGUGGCAUGUCGACUAAAUACACUUCUCAAUGAUGAUGUCUCGAUUAUUGAUGGUGGGGAAUUCAGUAAAGGUAUUUACAACUGAAUGAUAAGGCAUUGAGUUCUUUCUUUAUUGGAAGUGACUGACAUGACUGACUCUUUUGUUGUGAGUACUACUUGUGAAGCAGUUAAAAUAAAGAGGUGUCGAAGAGGCCAGAAAAAAGGGGAUCACAAAUAUCUCAGAUGAGGUUAAUCAGGAUGCUGCCUGGAUUAGAGGGUAUGAGCUGUAAGGAGAGGCAAGAACAACUCAGGAGCAGUGGAGGUUGAGGGGAGACUUGAUAGGAGUCUAUAAAAUUAUGAGAUGCAGUGAUAGGGUUGAAUCUUUUUCCCAGAGUAGAAAUGGCUAAUAUUAGGGACAUUUAAGGUGAGGGAAAAUUCAAAGGAAAUGCGAGGGACAGAUUUUUUACACAGAGUGGUAGGAGUCCGGAACAUGCCGCCACGGGUGGUGGUACAGGCAGAGACGAUAGGGGCAUUUAAGGGAAACGUGAAUAUGCAAGGAAUGGAGGGAUAUUGACCAAGGGCCGGCAGAAGCGAUCAGUUUAAUUUUGUGUCAUGUUUGGCACAACAUCAGGGGCUGAAGGGCCCUUUCCUGUGCUGCACUGUUCUUUGUUCUCUGUUUAAGUUGAAGGGCCAGAGGAGAUGACAGAUUUGGGGACACAUGCUGGAAUUUGAAAACAAGGAUGUGAAUUUUAAAAUUGAGGCAUUGUCCGACCAGGAAACCAUGUCUGUAAGAAAGCAAAGGGGGAUGUGUGAAUGGGACUUUCAUGAGUUAGGAUUGAAUUAUCCAACACUGUGUCUAUGCUGACAGUUUGAAAGAUCUGUUCCUUCAUCGUGUCCUGAAGCACUGCAAUUAUUUUUUCCUUUUCAAAUAUCCUUUAUGAGUUUCUCUUUCAAACAGAUUGCCGUUUAAAUUUUGAGUUGUGGUUUAUAUAGUUAGAAAGGACAAAUAACUCAUACAGUCACAAAUUUCAUUCCUUUAAUUGACAGGAAAACAAUGAGAGAUAUCUGUUGCUAAAUGCCCAAUCACACAGUUCAACCAACAAUGAUCCUUUUUGUCAGUCUUCUCAACAAAAACUGGAAGAACAGCAAAUCCUGUAAAUCGGAAACAAAAAUGGAAAUUGCUGGUAAAGCUCAGCAGAUUUGCCAGGCCUGUUGAGCUCUACCAGCAAGUUCUAUUUCUGUUUUCCAAAUGAAUAUUUGUCUGUGGUUUUAGCAUGGAUCAUUUUAUUAAAUAUCUCAUUAAUAAUGAAACAGCCAGAGCAGUUUUUAAUUACAAACUAUCCACAGGGAGACUGCUCCCCUUUUAAAAUCCGAAACCUUUCCUGAAUUGUUUGACUAUUUAAAAUUCUACAUCUUAUUCUGUCCAGAGGGAAAAAAAACCACAGCUUUUUUGUCAUGUUGUAGAAGCCCUUCUGAAAGGGCUUUUCUUAAAAAUUCACUUGUGGGAUGUGGACAGUACUGGUCGGCCAGCAUUUCUUGGCAGUCCUUAAACUGCUUGGAAUGCUCACCCAUUUCAGAGGGCAGUUAAGAGUCAACCACAUUGCUGUGGGUUGGACUCACAUGUAGGCCAGACCAGGUGAGAGUGGCAGUUUUCCUUCACUGAAGGACAUAAGUGACCAGAUGGGUGUUUUCCCUGACAAUAGUUUUGUGGUCAUCAGGAGAUUCUUAAUUUUAGAUUACUUUUUACUGGAAUUCUAAUAUUGAUCAUCUGCCAUGUUAGCAUCUGAACCCAGGUCCCCAGGACAUCAGUUGGGCUUCUGGGUUAAUAGUCCAGCAAUCAUACAACUAGGCCACGUGACAUUCAUUUUGUGUAAUCUCCAUCUUCAGUUUUGGAGGUAGUCUCAAUUCUGACCCUCUGUUUUGAAGCCCAUUUUAAGUCUGGAUGGGCAUCAGUAGGAGCCUGGGAAUCAAAGCAAGCAGCAGAAGUCUCAAGCCCGUCCCUCAGAGUGUGAGGACUGGACACUGAUAAUAACAGUCCCUUCAGUCUUUGGAAUUGCUCUGCAUUGUUUUUAAAGGUGUUACAGCACUCGAAGAAACUACAAGUGUUUGCUGCAGGAGUCCGAGGUUGAGAAAUAAAGUUGUUUGCUGAAACAAAACAAUGAACCGUGGAUGCUGGAGAUCUGAAACACACAAAAACAGAUAUUGCAGGACAAACUUAAUAGAAAAGAAAACAGAGUUAAUGUUUCAAGUCCAGUGACGCUUCUUCAGAAUAAAGAGGUGCCUAAGAGGCCAGAAAAAAGGGGAUCACAAAUAUCUCAGAUGAGGUUUAUCAGGAUGCUGCCUGGAUUAGAGGGUAUGAGCUGGAAGGAGAGGCAAGAAAAACUCAGGAGCAGUGGAGGUUGAGGGGAGACUUGAUAGGAGUCUAUAAAAUUAUGAGUCGCAGUGAUAGGGUUGAAUCUUUUUCCCAGAGUAGAAAUGGCUAAUAUUAGGGACAUUUAAGGUGAGGGAAAAUUCAAAGGAAAUGCGAGGGACAGAUUUUUUUACACAGAGUGGUAGGAGUCCGGAACAUGCUGCCACGGGUGGCGGUAGAGGCAGAGACGAUAGGGGCAUUUAAGGGGCUUUUAGAGAAACACAUGAAUAUGCAAGGAAUGGAGGGAUAUUGACCUGUGUGGUACAAGCCCUGUUACAGAUCAAGCAUGAGUGCAUUUAACCCAAAACUUGUAAUACGCACAUUGGGACACAGGAUCAAGCUGUUAAAUAAGCACUUCUACAUUUCCUGCAACUUCCGGCAUCCGAUGUCUGUGAUAGUCAUAGCAGUCCUACACAAUUGCACACAAAUUUACAGCUCUUUCAGUAACCUAACCUUACUCACUGCCAAAGUUUCUCAGGCAGAUUUUAUCACACUUUGCGUAAUUUUCUGUUGAAAACAAAAUCAAAACACCCACACACACACGCACACGCACACACAAAUAAGUGUGUGUAAACCAGUACUUGUGAUAUAUGAACAUAUAUAUUACUUUAAACAAACUUAGCAUUGUGUUUCAAGUCUUGUUGUGUUAAGAGUUUCAGAUGAUCCAUAUAAAUUGAGCCUUGAACUUGUUAUCGAGGCUGAGAAAGUGCUGCAUUCUUGGAACUACCAUUCUUUAGGUGAGGUAUGAAACUCAUACCCAUUUUUCCUAUUCAGGCAAGUUGUAAUAAUCCCAAGAUACAAGUUGAAGAAUACUUGAGACUUUCCAGUUGCCAAAUACAACUUACCCUUUGAGCAACACUGCCAAGGUUCAUUGUAUGGUGUUGACUGUGGCUCAAUGGAUAUUGCUGUCAUUUUUAGUCUUUAAAGUUGUGCAGUUCGAGUCCCAUUGCAGUGAUUCUGGCUGAUAUGCCAGUAUAGCAUUGAGAUGGAGCAGCACUGUUGGUGACAAGAUGUAAGAACACAAUACUGCAUGUUGAUGUACAAAGGUCUCAUGUCACUAUUUAAAGAAGAACAGUAAGCAGAGUUCUUCAUGUCCCAUGUUUAUUCUUCAACCAGUAACUAAAAUGAUUACUAUGGACUUUAUCUCAUUGACUGUGAGUCAUUGAUAUGUGCAAAAUUGAUUGCACUAACCACGCUUGAAGAUGACAACAUUAACUGUACAGUGCUUUAGGACGUUCUGAGGUCAUAAAAGGUGGUGCAUAAACAAAUAUGCGCUUUCUUCUCAAAUGACUAAUCAUAUCAUUGCUGUUAUGGGAUUUUACUGUGUGAAACAAGGCUGCUAUGUUUGCCGUUGUAACGAUAGUUGAUGCACACCGAAGUAACUCAUUGUGUAUCAAAUGCUCUGAGCUGUUUCUUAAGAAAUGUGAUUCACUGACAUUUAAAUGAGAUCCCAUGGUAGUUUUCAUCCAUUGACACUCUCUGAAUCUCUUGCCAUGGACCACUCAUGUAUUAUUUCUUGUUCUUUUCUCCUCUGGAUUUUCUUUUUAGGUAACUUUCAUGUAAAUGAACAUAGUUUUGCAGCUGAUGUGUUUGUAAGUGUUAACUGAUUCCCUUUCGCAAUAGAGGGGUCUUGUUGACACCAGCGUCACAAGUGGUUCUUUACAGCAAACUUUAACACAGUGACCAGUAACUGUGUUCUACAGUGUUCUGACACUGAAGCUAAUGACACAGGCGAGUUUUCCGAUGCAGCUCCAGCCCUCUAACCUAAUCACCCAUGAUAUCUGCUCACCCCAAAAAUGUUUUACUCUGAAGAGGGAAACACGUUCUACUUGUUCACCUUAAUGCAGAAUGUGACUGUGAAUUUAUAAUAUAUUGUUGCACACAUUGAUGAGGCCAUACUUUUAGGUUUUAUUCCUUCUUACGAUUCAGCCUUGGCCUCCAUUCUACCAGUUGUACUUAGAAUACAGUAAAUGUUUAGGCCAGUGGGAGGUGAUGUCUUGGAAAUUUGUGUCUUAUCAAAGCCUAAACCUUUCUUAACCCAGGGAUUUAUCAUUCUCCAGUCCUCGCUCUUCCAAACGUAACUGUUUGCAGAAACAAAAUUAUAAUCUCCCUUUGCUCUCUUAUUGCUCUAACAAUAAAAAUGAAGGGAAUGGAUGCUGGGUUAACUAGAACCAUCUGAAAAAAAGGAGCCAUAACAAUAAGUCAACAAUAUUUCAAGAUCACAGCCAAAGCAGUCUUAUCUUUGCUUGAAGCAAACAGUAAACAUAUUGCAAACAAGUGUUGAGUGCCGACGUGCAACUGGAAAUGGUAAAGAGGAGGACAUUACUUGCUUAAGUGUGAAAUGUGGAUCCCUCAACACUUAACUUUCUUCACACACAAAUUGUAGAAGGGUACAAUUUCCAUCAGAGGUGUAACUUAAUACAUUGAAUUUCUCAAAACCAAAAUUGGCCAUUCAGCCCAGAUGUUCUGCACUAGUGUUUAUGCUUCACAUUUAUUGGACUACAUUUGACCAUGAUGGAAUCCUUCUUUAGAUAUUUCCACGGGUAGAGGCAUCUACAGAAAAAAAGAGCCCAGCCUAUCCUAUAUUUCCUGAAAGUAUUGAUGUCCCAGCUCUCACAAACAAUAAAUUGAGGAAGCCAGAGAUUUUUCCGUGUGAAUAAGGUAACUGAGGCAUUCUUACUAAGGUUUUGAAGUUUAUGUUGGCCUCAAAUAUUGAAUCAGGCAAAUUAUUCAUGGUGUCAAAAUCUUGAAGGGCUGUAGAUGCUCGUUGAGUAUAUUCAAGACUGAGUGUAACAGACAUUUGGAUGCUAAUGGAACCAAGGGAUGAACUGGAAAAGUGGAGUUAAAGAAAAAGAUCUUUCAUGAUCUCACUGAAUGACAAAGAACAUUCCAGAUAUUGCAUGGCCUCCUCCUGAUCUUGCUUUUUAUGUUCUUAAACCAGGAAUAACAAAUUAAAAAUGAAAGGCAUGCAAAGAAGUUAGUUGCUUCAAAGAUAAUUAAUAGAAUUCUGGAACGAAUAAUCAAGAAAGCUCAAUGAAUAGACACACUGAAUUCAUUCAACAAAACUGUAUCAUACCUGGAGAGUGAAAUGGAUGAGUGGUGUUAUGGUAAGGAGGGUACUUAGGUUUUGUCAAUCAAACAAAGUGGCUUUGUAAUCUCUCCCUUCCCAGUCCCAAAUAUUUUUCAUUUUCAUGAGGAAUAUUUCCCCUUGUUACACUUUAUGACUUUCACAAUCUAAGUCCUGCCUGCUAUGAACCUUUUUCUCAGUCUACCCUGUACAGUGGGAGUUUAUCAGAUGAGGCAAGAGGACAUGGACAGGCAGUGGCACUUGUAACUGAAUUGCCUACUGACAUAACUGAGGUAAUUUUGCUGGAGUUGCUCAGUCGGUUUACCGGAUGAAUUCCAGCAAGCCUCUGUGUCUGGCCUGACCUGCUGAGCUCCUCCAGCUCUUCCGUGUUGUCUCUGUCUCCAACAUCGGUAGCUCUUACUAUCUCGAAGCCUCUGUGACAGCUGUUUCACAGCUCUGAGACAUUUUUUAUCAUAAUAAUGGCAGUUAAGAUUUUUGUUUUAACAUAAUUCCAAGGAGGAUGAAUCAAGGAAAGGAAUUAGUUUUACUAUAGUGAUAAUUGACUUCGUCUUCUGCUAUCUAUUCUCCUUUCUCUCAUUAGCCCGCCUUUGACCUUGCAGUCUUCUUGUAAUGAAAGAUUGCAGUAAAACUGUGUUCAUGCAAAAGCUUAUGGCAAUGAUAAUAAACUUAAGUUGGUAUUUACAGCACAAUCUUCACUUUACAGAGAAAGAUCAUCACUUUGACACUGUCUCAAAACCCUUUUGGCUAUAUUCAGUCAGCUGUACUAUUACUCCCAUUACACUUCAGUCCAUUGUCUCCUAUGUUUUUUAUCUUAACCAAUGUUUUGACACAUUAUGAGCCCCUCAAUGAAUACAAGUAGCAACUGUAAGCGAAACAGAAGUUUGCUUAAUGUUUUUCAAAAAAGCUGAAGGCAUUUUUAACAAGCAAAGUACUGUAGUUAAAAACAAACUUGUUGGUGUUUGUACAAACAUGUAUAAUUUAUAAAAACAAGCUGUAGAUUUCGAAGAGGCAAUGGAUUGAAAGAGCUGGUUUUUGGUUUCAUGUAUUGAACACUGACUGAUGUUAUGUAGAAAAGACCUGGAUUUGUUUAA
Stegostoma tigrinum is the source of this 14837-nucleotide messenger RNA. Its product is annotated as contactin-associated protein-like 5. Bases 111 to 4040 code for a protein of 1309 amino acids. The transcript has 24 exons. The record is from RefSeq and is a predicted model, not a curated record. NCBI's taxonomy places the organism in Eukaryota, Metazoa, Chordata, Chondrichthyes, Orectolobiformes, Stegostomatidae.